Messenger RNA from Penicillium vulpinum, 774 nucleotides. RefSeq lists its product as uncharacterized. The record is from RefSeq and is a predicted model, not a curated record. Lineage: Eukaryota; Fungi; Ascomycota; Eurotiomycetes; Eurotiales; Aspergillaceae. The transcript is spliced from 2 exons. The coding region runs from base 1 to 774 and encodes 257 amino acids.
AUGACGUUUAGCAUAGUCAACCCAGUCCUCAGCAACGCAGUUCCAGCUAUAAAAGCCCCCCCAAACAAGGGCAAAGACCAAAAAGUUCCAAGCACGACUCGACUCUUGCACCAUAGCCAUGUCACCACAGAAUUUGAUCCCUUGAGAUUUGAAGCUGCCGCAUCAUUGCAACUGCAAUUGCCACUGGAGAAAACAUACCCAGAAACAGAAAUAGACACACGACUCAUUGCAUCGCCCUACAAUAGCGUCCCCCAUCUGCUGGACAUUUCCACACUGGAAAGACAAGACCGACUCUUCGCAUUGGCGUUGGCAUAUCUCAAACCUAUUCGCGAUGACUAUGCCACCGCUGAAUACACAGAAUCAUUAAAUUGGACAGAGGUGUUUGAUUUGUUGAGAGCGUUCUCACAGGCAGAAGACCACGCCUGGACAUCACAGUCGUAUUAUGUUGUUAUUUUCCGGUCGACACUGUUGCCGGAUAUCGACUCGGUUCGUCUUUAUGAUCUUGAUGCGCACUCUCACCAAGAAGCUAUUGCUAGUGGGGGGUUGUUGAAGUACUGGUUCGGGGCAAAGAACGAAAAGCAUCAGAAUUUGGCGACUUGUGUUUGGCGCAAUCGAAACGAUGCGAGACUUGGUGGCCGCGGACCUUGGCAUGCUCAAGCAAGAGCGGCUGCUACAAUCAUGUAUGAGCAAAUUAAGUUCACGACGCUGAAGUUGGAUAUUGAGGAUGGAGUACAGUCUUGGAAGCUGAGUGAUUGGAAGGAAGAUAAGGCAUAA